This is a messenger RNA of Sarcophilus harrisii (Tasmanian devil), 1141 nucleotides long. RefSeq names its product R-spondin 4 (gene RSPO4). NCBI's taxonomy places the organism in Eukaryota, Metazoa, Chordata, Mammalia, Dasyuromorphia, Dasyuridae. The transcript has 4 exons. Bases 512 to 1141 code for a protein of 209 amino acids. The record is from RefSeq and is a predicted model, not a curated record.
CAGGCGGGCAGGCAGCAGGACGGGGGGCUCAGGCCAAGUCUGACUGAAGAGCAGCCAACAGCAGCCAGUCUGGUCCCAGGUUUGCCCUCCUGAGGGGUGGCUGGGAGCCGGGUGGGUGGCUCAGCUUCUCCCCUUGGGAAGUGGACUGGAGGAAGGCUUGGCUUAUAAAGCCAGGGGAUGUGGAGAACAGGCUGACCAUAGCCUUUCUGGGGCCCUGCAGGCCAUGCCUCCCAGAGGUGCUUGAUAGCCAGCUGCCUGGGGCCACCCCACCCUCCAUGCCACCCUGAGCUCUGGGUCCCUUCAGAGUCCCCUCCAGGGUCAGACCAACCCUCUGGUGCCGAGGGGUUCGUGAGAGCCCCCUUGGCGAGCCACUCACAUUAAAGCUCCCUUUUCUACUGCCACCUCUCCCUCCCUCUGGCCCUCUGUCAGCAUCUGGCAAGAACCCUCCCACCCCUCCGCCCGCCGACUGGAUGAUCUGACUCUUCCCCUGCCCACCACGAUUGCUGUCCAGAUGCCCUGGAUCCUGCUCACACUGCUGCUAUUCGGGGACGCUGUGGAAAUGUUCGCCCUAAACCACAGCAAGAAACAAGUGGGGGUUGGGCUGAAGGAGAAUUGCACCGGCUGUUUGAUCUGCUCAGAGGAGAAUGGAUGUUCCACCUGCCAGCCACGACUUUUUCUCCAUAUCCGCCGAGAUGGCAUCCGCCAAUACGGGAAGUGCGUACACGACUGUCCCCACGGCUACUUUGGUGUACGUGGCCACGAGAUCAACAGAUGCAAAAAAUGUGGGUCCACCUGUGAAAGCUGUUUCAGUCAAGACUUCUGCAUUCGGUGCAAAAAGAGAUUUUUUUUGCACAAGGGGAAGUGUGCUCCCACCUGCCCAGCAGGCACCAUUGCCCACCAGAACACAUGGGAAUGUCAAGAGGAAUGUGAAUUUGGACCCUGGAGCAUCUGGAGUCCCUGCAGCCAGGAUGGGAAAACCUGUGGGUCAGCCUGGGGGCUGGAGACCCGGGUACGUGAGGUCAGCCGAGGCAGUCGAGAGGAAGGUACAACAGCCUGCCAAGCCCUAUCUGAGUCAAGAAACUGUCCCAUCAGGAGGCACUGCCCCGGAGGUGAGGACCUAAGGGGACCCCUAGCAAGCUAG